UUCCGCACGCUCUCGGGCCGGACCAUGCACACACCGCCACCACUGCCCCACAAAGUCACGGCCGCUGUUCCCUCGGCUCACGAACCCAGUUGGACUACAACUCCCGGCGUUCCCCGGGCUGCUGGGGCGGGCGACGUCAGUCCAGGAGCUGUGGUCCCGGCUGGAACGCGCGAAUACUCACUGCAGCGCCUCCCCGUCGCCUCCCGGAAGCGUGCGCCCGCCGGCGGACCCAGUUCCAAGGCUCCAGCCAUCCUGUGUCUCACUGAAGGUCUGCUGCCCAAUGGCCAUGCCCAAGAGCCGCCUGAGCCCAGUGCCCUGGGAACAGGAUGGCUUUCUCUGGGUGAAAAUGGAGGAGGAGGAGGCCAGCCUCUUCCAGGUCCAGGAAUCUAGCUUUGGCCACACUAUCCACCCCGAGGCUGCACGUCUGCGCUUCCGGCACUUCUGCUUUGAGGAGGUGUCCAGCCCUCGUGAGGUGCUGGCCCGGCUCCGGGGAGUUUGCCGCCAGUGGCUGCGGCCUGAGGCGCACUCCAAGGAGGAGAUGCUGGAGCUGAUGGUGCUGGAGCAGUUCCUGAGCGCGCUGCCCCCCGAGGUCCAGUCUUGGGCCGCUGUGCUGGUGGAGGAUCUGACUCGGGUAUUGAACAAGAGAGGCUGGGCGCUGGGAUCUGAACUCACAGACACCAGCUGUAAGCAGAGCGGUUCGGAGGAGUCCGGGCCCUGGGACAGGGCCAUUGAAACCGUGGGAGGAGGGACUCCCCCGGGACCUGCCUUUGGUGAUGACCGUGAAUCCAAGGGUGGCCCAGAGAGGCAGGCCAGACUCUCAGGGGAAAUGUGGGCCCAGUCUGCCGCCCACCAGAUGGAUUUGAGGAAAACUUCAGGGCCUCACAAGGACGCUCCCCCAGCCCAGCCUAGCUGUGAAGCUGGUGCCUUGGGGGACAGCCCCCACGUGCGGCCAGACCUCACCUCCGGAGAGAAGACUCCUUCCGAGGAGAGAUGGGAUCCACCGGAUGGCAGUGGGACAGAGCCUCCAGGCACGUGCUCUGGAAGGAAGCCUCCCAUGUGUAGAGAGUCGGGGAAGACGCUCCGGAGCCCCUCGACGGCCCACCAGAAGACCCGCGCCCGCAAGACACCCUACACCUGCAGCGAGUGCGGGAAAGCCUUCUGUCGGAGCGCGCACCUGGCCCAGCACCGGGUGGUGCACGAGUGCGGCAAGGCCUUCGGCCGGCUCACCCACCUGAGCCAGCACUGGAGGGUGCACACCGGUGAGAAGCCCUACGCCUGCGCCGAGUGCGGUAAGACCUUCCGCCGCAGCUCCCACCUCAGUCAGCACCGGCGGACGCACUCGGGCGAGUGGCCCUACGCAUGCGACGCGUGCGGCAAGGCCUUGAGCCAGAGCACACAUCUGACCCAGCACCGGCGCGUGCACACCGGCGAGAAGCCGUACGAGUGCGGCGCCUAUGGCCGCGCCUUCAGUGACUGCUCGGCGCUGGUGCGGCACCUGCGGGUGUACUCCGGGGAGAAGCCCUACCAGUGCCGGGCGUGCCCCAAGGCCUUCACGCAGAGCUCCUCCCUCCUCGAGCACAAGCGGCACACGGGCUAGAAGCCCUACCGGUGCAGCGAUGGGAAGGCCUUCAGCCGCAGCUCCGCCCUCAUGGUUCACCUGCGCCUCCACGUCAGCGUCCUGCAGUGACGAGCGCACCUCCCGCCAAGGCGCAGCGCUGGCGAGGAACCCAAAUUCCAGAAGAACCAGGGCAGCUGGACUGGGGACUGGUGAGUCCCCGAAACGACGAGGUGCUUACGGACAGAAUCUGGGGCCGCUGGGGGACAGCGCUUCAUUCAGGGACGCAGAGGGAGGCUCUUCGGGCCAGCCAGCGAAGCUUCCAGAAGACCCGGCUGCCUUCCGUUCCCCACUCAGGGCCGUCUCAGAACAGCUGAAUCCAGGGGGAGCGUUGGUUCUUGAAGCCGGGACAGACCACGUCGCGCUGCUCUCAGGACUCAGGGGCCCCCAGGUGCUCGGGCGGGAGGCUCGUCUUCACACGCCCAAGUGGCUGCCCUUCCUGCCCGCCCCUCUCCUGUGUAAUCGGGGGGCCUGCCCACGCCCACCUGUGCCUUCACACACACUGUUCCCUCCGCCUGCCCAAGUCCGACUCCAAGGCCAGCCUGGGAGCUGCCUGUUACACGAGGCCCUCUCCGACCCUCAGCCUCUCUGGCAUUUGCCCUGUCCAGAGGGUGCUUUUGUCGCUACACAGCAUCCAUUUCUCCCUGCCCGCUCUGUGCACGGCCCACCAGUCGUCAGCCUGUUGAUUUUAGUUACAACCUCCUCUACUCCAUCUUCACCAUCAUUACCUUCUGCGGGCCCACAUCCCCUGUCCCCAGGAUUCCAGCAGGGGGGUCUCCUUCCUGACGCCUUUCUGCCUUCAUUACACACACCACACAUAAACACACACACGACAUACAUUUAUUACACACACCACAUACAUACACACACCCCACAUACAUAUAUCACAUAUACCGCUACACACAUACACACCACAUACAUAU
Molecule: messenger RNA, 2538 nt
Organism: Cervus elaphus (red deer)
Lineage: Eukaryota; Metazoa; Chordata; Mammalia; Artiodactyla; Cervidae
Gene: ZSCAN22
Product: zinc finger and SCAN domain containing 22
Biological process (GO): regulation of transcription by RNA polymerase II
Cellular component (GO): nucleus
Molecular function (GO): RNA polymerase II cis-regulatory region sequence-specific DNA binding; DNA-binding transcription activator activity, RNA polymerase II-specific
Source: RefSeq, a predicted model, not a curated record